CCUUUAAGCUUGCUCUAAAAAACUGUGCUUGCAGAAGCACCGAAAAUAUAUAUAUAAAUAUAUAGAGAGAGUAGCAUACCAUCAAUACUCCUUUGCAGGUAAAACAGUUCCUAUACAACCUCCCGAGGGAGUAAAUUCAGUAACGUUUCAGGGAAGAAAAUAUGGGGAGUGAAGAGGAACCAAAAGAAGGUUUCCCGAAGAUGGUGAACCCUGGGAAAGCCACAAUUCUGGCUCUGGGAAAGGCUUUCCCUCACCAGCUUGUCAUGCAAGAGUUUCUGGUUGAUGGGUAUUUUAAGAACACCAACUGCGAUGACCCAGAUCUCAGGAAGAAGCUAAGCCGACUCUGCAAAACAACUACUGUUAAAACAAGGUAUGUGGUAAUGUCAGAAGAAAUCCUGAAGCAGUAUCCAGAGCUUGCCAUUGAAGGACUCCCCACUGUGAAGCAACGAUUGGAUAUCUGUAACGAUGCUGUCACGGAGAUGGCUGUUGAAGCCUCACGAGUUUGUAUCAAAAAAUGGGGCAGGCCUAUAUCAGACUUAACCCACUUAGUCUAUGUUUCCUCGAGUGAAGCUCGGCUGCCUGGUGGUGACCUUUACUUGGCCAAAGGACUUGGACUCAGCCCUGAGACUCAACGUGUGAUGCUCUAUUUCAUGGGCUGCUCUGGGGGUGCAGCUGGCCUUCGUGUAGCAAAAGACAUUGCCGAAAACAAUCCCGGAAGUCGGAUCUUACUAGCUACUUCUGAAACUACCAUUAUUGGUUUCAAACCUCCAAGUGCAGAUAGACCAUAUGAUCUGGUUGGUGCAGCUCUUUUUGGCGAUGGUGCUGGAGCUAUGAUCAUUGGCUCUGAUCCAGUUUUGAGCAUUGAGAGACCUCUCUUUGAGCUUCACACUGCAAUCCAGAAUUUCUUGCCUGAUACUGAGAAGACGAUUGAUGGGAAACUUACAGAAGAGGGGAUUAGUUUCAAGCUUGCAAGGGAGCUUCCUCAGAUAAUUGAAGAUAACGUUGAAAGUUUCUGUGAGAAGUUGAUGGCAACCGUUGGAUUGACUUACAAGGACUACAACAAGAUGUUCUGGGCUGUUCAUCCUGGUGGACCUGCAAUCUUGAACAGAAUAGAAAAACGACUAGAUUUGUUUCCAGAGAAACUAAGUGCCAGUAGAAGAGCGUUGAUGGAUUAUGGAAAUGCUAGCAGUAACACAAUUGUGUAUGUGUUGGAAUACAUGAUAGAAGAGAUCUUGAAGAAGAAGCAGCAGAAGAAAGAGAGCCAAGAAGAAGAGAGUGAAUGGGGAUUGAUUUUAGCUUUUGGACCUGGGGUUACCUUCGAGGGUAUUCUUGCAAGAAACCUGACAGUAUAAGAAUAAUGUCUUACAAUUUCAA
Molecule: messenger RNA, 1374 nt
Organism: Gossypium raimondii (Peruvian cotton)
Lineage: Eukaryota; Viridiplantae; Streptophyta; Magnoliopsida; Malvales; Malvaceae
Product: type III polyketide synthase B
Exons: 2
Coding region: 162-1352 (396 amino acids)
Biological process (GO): polyketide biosynthetic process
Molecular function (GO): acyltransferase activity, transferring groups other than amino-acyl groups
Source: RefSeq, a predicted model, not a curated record